AUGCCGGCGGCUGUGACUCUGCAGCAGCAGGCCGGUGGCGCCCCUGCCAGCAUUAACGGCGCGGACAACCGCGCACCCAACGAGGGCACGGCGUCGGCGGCGCUCAUCGCCCUCGGCCUGCCGCGCAUCGCCGCGCCGCCCGUCUCCGGUAGCGGCGCCGCGGCGGAGGCGGCCACUCAGGCCUUUGAUGGGGUAGUCAGGGCGGCAGGGGCGCUGGGCCUGGGCCCCGAGCAGCUGUACGAAGUGUGCACCGCGGUGGAGGCAGCAACAACGCGGGAUGCGGCCGCGAGCCAUGUUUUCCUGGGCAUCACCUACCGGCGGCUGCAGAUGGCGUGCGCUUCGGGGCAGGCCGCUGCAGCGCGCGCUUGGAUGGGAGAGAUGGCGGAGCGUGGCGGCGUGUGA
Messenger RNA from Monoraphidium neglectum, 402 nucleotides. RefSeq lists its product as hypothetical. The coding region runs from base 1 to 402 and encodes 133 amino acids. Lineage: Eukaryota; Viridiplantae; Chlorophyta; Chlorophyceae; Sphaeropleales; Selenastraceae. The record is from RefSeq and is a predicted model, not a curated record. The transcript has a single exon.